AUGGACACUUUAACCACGGACGGUACCGAAUUCUGGCUCUUUGGAUACGGCGAGGACCACCGCGGCACGCCCGAAGCCCCAGGGAGAGUAGUAACCUUGAUUGAGCGCUCAUAUUGGGGAAACUUGGCAGACCAUCAUAAUUCUGCUCCUGAAAAGGUUUGGGGCGUUGCUUACCGGAUAAAGCCUGACAAAGUAUCCGAAGUCAAGGAUUACCUGGACAUCCGCGAGAUCAACGGCUAUUCGAUCCAAUAUGCCUCCUUUCACCCAUGCAAUCAUGAGACUACCAUCCGAACUCUUGUGUACAUUGGCACGCCUGACAACGAGCAGUUCGUCGGAGCGCAGGAGCCCCAGGCUCUCUCUGCACAUAUAAGCAGGAGCCACGGACCCUCUGGGCCCAAUAUCGAAUAUCUCUUUAGCCUCGAGGCUGCACUGAAUGAGCUGGGCCCAGAGGCAGAGGACGAACAUAUCUCAGACUUGUCAAGUCGAGUGAGAAAGAUACUAGGCCUCCCAAGCGUCCCUGCAAGUAAGAUUGUAACCGCGCUCGAGGUGGUGCCAGGAGUUUCGGGCGAGCAUGAAAAGUUUAGACAGGAGCAUAGCACCGAGGAACUAGAAGAGGCCGAAAAGCAUUCUUAG
Parascedosporium putredinis is the source of this 633-nucleotide messenger RNA. The record is from the annotation of a GenBank genome assembly. Lineage: Eukaryota; Fungi; Ascomycota; Sordariomycetes; Microascales; Microascaceae.